Molecule: messenger RNA, 1173 nt
Organism: Hibiscus syriacus
Lineage: Eukaryota; Viridiplantae; Streptophyta; Magnoliopsida; Malvales; Malvaceae
Product: 2-oxoglutarate-Fe(II) type oxidoreductase hxnY-like
Exons: 11
Coding region: 63-998 (311 amino acids)
Source: RefSeq, a predicted model, not a curated record
UAUGGAACAAGCAUAGUAAUAGCAUCAGAAGAAGAAACCACGAAACAGGCUAAGAGAAAAAAAUGGGUGACGCUCUUCAACUCCCCAUCAUUGACUUGUCCUCACCCGAUCGCUUGUCCACCGCCAACUCUCUCCGUCAAGCAUGCGUUGACCAGGGUUUCUUCUACCUUGUGAAUCACGGGGUUGAUGAAGAAUUGGUUAAGGAAGUGUUUGAGCAGAGUACCAAGUUCUUUUCACUCCCGAUUGAAGGCAAGAUGAAGUUGGGUAAAACGAAUCACAGAGGUUAUACUGAACUUUAUGCUGAAAAACUUGACACUUCUUCUUUAAGUACCAAAGGGGACUCUAAGGAAAGUUUCUAUAUUGGUCCGCUUGCUGAUAACCUCAAUCAAUGGCCUUUAGAAGAAGAUCUGCCAUCUUGGAGAAGCACAAUGGAGACUUAUCAUAAAAAAUUGCUGUCUGUUGUGACUAAAUUACUUUCUUUAAUUGCCCUGUCCCUGAAACAAGAAGAAGAUUUCUUUGAAAAAGUGGGAGCACUUAAUGAACCUUUGGCAUUUAUUCGUUUAUUACAUUAUCCAGGAAUGCUUGAACUAUUUGACUUGGACUCUUCUUACGAAGAAACAUAUGGUGCUUCUGCUCAUUCAGAUUAUGGAACAGUCACUCUUCUGGUUACUGAUGGUGUUCCGGGGCUUCAGAUUUGCAGGGAGAAAUCUGUGAAACCACAGGUUUGGGAGGAUGUGCCAAGCUUGAGUGGGGCAUUCAUUGUCAACAUCGGGGACAUGAUGGAGAGGUGGACUAAUUGUUUAUUCAGGUCAACGCUGCACAGAGUUCUGCAACCCCGACAAGACCGCUACUCCGUGGCAUUCCUUACGAAUCCCAGCAAAGAUUGUAUUGUGGAAUGUUUGGAAAGCUGUUGCAGCGAGUCUUGUCCUCCAAGAUUCCCACCCAUAAAAUCCUCAGAAUACUUGGAAGAGCGCAUCAGACUUGCAAAUGACUUUUAGCUAAAGAAAGUGCAAACAUUGAACUCGAUGCGAUCACAGUGUGCAGGUCUCUGUACUGUAAUAAACAAACACAAAUUAUUGUACCAAAAUCAUCAACAUUGUACCAAAACUUCUAUCUUGGUGCCUUGGCAAGAAAGCUGUGUGUAACGACAUGUGUAUCUCUCUGUACUUCAAA